Argentina anserina (silverweed cinquefoil) is the source of this 2092-nucleotide messenger RNA. Its product is annotated as probable methyltransferase PMT15. Gene Ontology annotation, cellular component: cytoplasm; endosome; trans-Golgi network. The record is from RefSeq and is a predicted model, not a curated record. Gene Ontology annotation, molecular function: methyltransferase activity. Lineage: Eukaryota; Viridiplantae; Streptophyta; Magnoliopsida; Rosales; Rosaceae. The transcript is spliced from 6 exons. The coding region runs from base 60 to 1955 and encodes 631 amino acids.
AGGCAGGCUCAUCUAUACAUACAAUACUCCUCAAUUCUAUUCAGACUGUUCUGUAAGCCAUGGCGAAGCUCUCAGUGAAGCCGCGGCGGAGCAACCUCUACUUCCUGACGUUAACCACCGUGCUCUGCACUCUCUGCUACCUAAUCGGCGUCUGGCAGCACUCCGCCGGCUCCACUUCCUCCUCCUCCUCCUCCGCCGUAAUCAACUCCAUCGUCUCCGACGUCACCUGCCCGCAGCUCCCGAACAUCACCACCCGCCUCGACUUCGCCUCGCACCACCGCGCCGAGGACCUCCCCGUCCCGCCCGCCGAGGCGCGUGUCAUUCACUUUCCGCCGUGCGACGCCGGCCUGAGCGAGCACACGCCGUGCGAGGACGUGACGCGGUCGCUCAAGUUCGAGCGGGAGCGGCUGGUUUACCGGGAGAGGCAUUGCCCGGAGAAGGAGGAGCUUCUAAAGUGCCGGAUUCCGGCGCCUCACGGGUACACCGUGCCGUUCCGGUGGCCGGAGAGCCGGGGGGCGGUGUGGUACGCCAACGUGCCGCACAAGGAGUUGACAGUGGAGAAGAAGAAUCAGAAUUGGGUGCACUACGAAGGUGACCGGUUUCGAUUCCCUGGGGGAGGGACCAUGUUCCCUAACGGUGCGGACGCAUAUAUUGAUGAUAUUGGCAAGUUGAUUAAUCUCAAAGACGGCUCUAUUAGGACCGCCAUUGACACCGGUUGUGGGGUUGCAAGUUGGGGUGCUUAUCUUUUAUCUAGGGACAUUUUAACAGUGUCAUUUGCACCAAGAGACACUCAUGAAGCACAAGUUCAAUUUGCUCUUGAAAGAGGAGUUCCUGCAUUGAUUGGAGUAAUGGCUUCCAUCAGACUUCCAUAUCCCUCGAGAUCUUUCGACAUGGCUCACUGCUCUCGUUGCCUCAUUCCAUGGGGUGAAUUUGAUGGCCUGUACUUGAUUGAAGUGGAUCGUGUUCUAAGACCUGGUGGGUACUGGAUUCUUUCAGGCCCACCUAUCAACUGGCAAAGCCACUGGAAAGGUUGGCAAAGAACUCAGGCAGACCUGAAAGCUGAGCAGGACAAAAUUGAGAGAGUAGCAAAACGUUUAUGCUGGAAAAAAUUGAAGCAGAAGAAUGACCUUGCCAUUUGGCAAAAACCCACUAACCAUAUCCACUGUAAAGCCAAUAGAAAAGUCUUCAAGAAACCAUCAUUCUGCCAAGCUCAAAAUCCAGACACAGCAUGGUAUACUAAACUUGAGGAGUGUUUGACUCCCCUGCCCGCAGUGAACAGUAACAACGUUGAAGAAAUUUCAGGUGGGGAAUUGGCUAAAUGGCCAGCGAGGCUAACUACAGUCCCUCCAAGAAUUACUAGUGGAAGUUUGGAAGGAAUUACAGAUGAGAUGUUCAGGGAAAACACCGCGCUCUGGAAACAGAGAGUUGCACACUAUAAGACCUUGGACUAUCAGUUGGCAGACCCUGGGAGGUACCGUAAUUUGCUUGACAUGAACUCUUACUUGGGAAGCUUUGCAGCUGCACUGGUCGAUGACCCUGUGUGGGUUAUGAACAUUGUCCCGGUUGAGGCUGAGGUCAACACCCUUGGAGCCAUCUUUGAACGUGGAUUGAUAGGAACUUAUCAGAACUGGUGUGAGGCCAUGUCGACUUAUCCAAGAACCUAUGACUUCAUCCACUCUGAUUCAGUUUUCACUCUUUACAAGGACAGGUGCGAAAUGGAAGACAUUCUUUUAGAAAUGGAUAGGAUAUUAAGGCCACAAGGCAGCAUAAUUUUCAGGGACGAUGUGGAUAUGGUUGUGAAGGCCAAGGCGCUCUUAGAUGCAAUGCAAUAUGACGCCAGAAUUGUAGACCAUGAAGACGGUCCUCACCACAGAGAAAAAAUAUUGUUGGCAGCCAAGCAGUACUGGACUGCACCAGCACCAAACCAAAAUGGAGAGAGCAGUAAAGAAUCAUAGGACUUCUCUGUUACAUUUUUCUGUCCAUAAUUUGACUAUCAAAUGAUUCUUUUCCAGCACCCCCCAUUUCUAUGGUGCGAUCGAUACUUGGGGCUGAAAUCUGCAUACCAAUGAAAAGUAAAAGAUUUUUUCGGUGA